Phytophthora infestans T30-4 is the source of this 516-nucleotide messenger RNA. RefSeq names its product secreted RxLR effector peptide protein, putative. NCBI's taxonomy places the organism in Eukaryota, Oomycota, Peronosporomycetes, Peronosporales, Peronosporaceae. The record is from RefSeq and is a predicted model, not a curated record. Bases 1 to 516 code for a protein of 171 amino acids. The transcript has a single exon.
AUGCGUGCGAUCGCCAUCCUUCUCGCUGUUGUGGCCACUAUUUUUGCUAGCUUGCACGGUGUAUCGGCUAUUAUCGCUGUAAAUGCUGAGCCUGCUUCAAGCAUCGACUCUGCAAGUACACACCUCAAUUUUCAACGCCGUUUGAGACAAACGGGUGAUGCAUCGGAUGAAGAGCGUGGUAAUACCUGGUUCUCGGCGAAGAUAGCCAAACUCAUCGAACAGCGCAAGAUCAACGCCAUGAUGACAAAGCUGACCAAGGGUAAAUCGAAGGAUGAGGUAUCUAAGGUCAAGCAGGCAUUCCAGGACAAUGUGCUGGACGAACUCAAGGCAUUGGUCGAGAAAGGAUUCGCCCCAGAUUCCUUUAAAACUGCCCUCGAAAAGCUGAGACCCGGUAACAAAGGAGGCGAGGAUCUGGUAGCGUACUUCACAGCGUACUGGGAUACUUUCCACAAGGCAAAAAAAUUGUCUGGUGUGCGUAAGCAGAAGAAGCGAGUACCGCACGCAGCAGAUGUAUAA